Aspergillus welwitschiae is the source of this 2095-nucleotide messenger RNA. Its product is annotated as methylenetetrahydrofolate reductase (NAD(P)H) MET13. The coding region runs from base 103 to 1983 and encodes 626 amino acids. Gene Ontology annotation, biological process: tetrahydrofolate interconversion. The record is from RefSeq and is a predicted model, not a curated record. Gene Ontology annotation, cellular component: cytosol. The transcript is spliced from 4 exons. NCBI's taxonomy places the organism in Eukaryota, Fungi, Ascomycota, Eurotiomycetes, Eurotiales, Aspergillaceae. Gene Ontology annotation, molecular function: methylenetetrahydrofolate reductase [NAD(P)H] activity; FAD binding.
ACAUCAGUACCUGAACUGCGUUUGAAAGCAGGACGUGUAUGAUACCUGCUUCCGAGUAAUCCUAUUCUCCUGCAGUGGCCUGGGACGUUGUAACUUUUCGCCAUGCACAUCAAAGAGAAGCUCGCUCAAAAUGAAGCGGCCGGAAGGACGGGCAUUUCCUUCGAGUUCUUCCCCCCGAAGACGGCCCAAGGUGUUCAGAAUCUUUACGACAGAAUGGAUCGCAUGCACGCAUUAGGUCCUUCUUUCAUUGAUAUCACGUGGGGGGCUGGCGGCCGACUAUCGGACCUGACCUGCGAGAUGGUCAACGUUGCCCAGUCGGUGUAUGGCUUGGAGACAUGCAUGCAUCUGACUUGCACGGACAUGCCCCAAGAGAAGGUGGACGCCGCACUCCAGGCUGCCUACAAAGCAGGCUGCACCAACAUUUUGGCUCUCCGUGGAGAUCCUCCGCGUGACAAGGAGGCUUGGGAAGCUGCAGAUGGAGGAUUCCGUUAUGCGAAAGACUUGGUCAAGUACAUUAGGAGCAAGUAUGGAAACCACUUCGAUAUUGGUGUGGGAGGCUAUCCGGAAGGUGCGGAUGACAACCCGGAUGUGGAGCAGUUGAUCGACCACCUGAAAGAGAAGGUUGAUGCUGGAGCAUCGUUUGUCAUUACGCAGAUGUUUUACGACACGGACAACUUCAUCGGCUGGGUCAAGAAGUGCAGGGACAGGGGCAUCCAUGUGCCCAUUAUUCCUGGUAUUAUGCCGAUUCAAACCUACGCUGCGUUCAUCCGACGAUCGGACUGGACCAAAACUCGGAUUCCCCCGGACUGGCUCGAGGCACUGGAACCUGUGAAGAACGACGACGCUGCUGUAAGGGACAUUGGAAAGCGGCUGAUUGCAGACAUGUGUAGGAGGCUCAUUGCGGCUGGUAUCAACCACCUGCACUUUUACACAAUGAACCUUGCGCAGUCCACACAGCUGGUCCUUGACGAACUCAACCUCAUGCCUUCCGAAGAGACACCGCUUCAGAGAGCUCUGCCUUGGAGGCCAUCACUUGGCUUGAACCGCAGAGCCGAGGAUGUUCGCCCGAUCUUCUGGAGGAACCGGAACUCGUCCUACAUCGCCCGUACACAGACCUGGGAUGAAUUCCCGAACGGUCGCUGGACCGAUUCUCGUUCUCCUGCUUUCGGCGAACUUGACAGCUAUGGCAUCGGCCUCAAGGGUACAAACGAGCAGAACAUCAAGCUGUGGGGAGAGCCCAGAUCCCUUCGGGAUCUUACUCAUAUCUUUGUCAAUUUCCUCGAAGGAAAGCUGGCCCGGUUGCCCUGGAGCGACACUCCUAUCACUACCGAAGCCAACGCGAUCAAGACCAGUCUCAUUGACCUGAACCAGAAGGGUCUCUUCACAAUCAACUCCCAGCCGGCAGUGAACGGUGUCAAGUCUUCCCAUCCCGUGUAUGGAUGGGGACCGAAGAAUGGAUAUGUUUACCAGAAGGCAUAUCUCGAACUCUUGGUCCCGCCCUACCUGAUCGACGAGCUGAUCGCUCGCAUCGAGAAGAAUGGUGACCUUACGUACCAUGCUGUCUCGAAGACGGGUGAACUGCGCACCAACACCCGCGACAGCCCCAAUGCCCUGACCUGGGGUAUCUUCGCUGGAAGAGAGAUCGUCCAGCCCACAAUCGUGGAAACUGUCAGUUUCUUGGCUUGGAAGGACGAGGCGUACCGUCUGGGUGAUGACUGGGCCAAAUGCCAUGAUGCCUCCAGCCCCAGCAGAAAGUUGAUCCAGGGCGUGAUGGACAACUGGCACCUUGUCAACAUUGUCAACAACGACUUCCACAACACCAGCAACCUCUUUGAUCUAUUCAAGGACCUGGAUGUCCGAGAACUUGAUACUGAAAUCCCCGUCGAGAACGGUGAGCCGAAAGCUCACACGAACGGAGCAACAAACGGAACGACCAAUGGCGCGACUGACGGAGCAGCUCCGGAACUUGCAGUGAAAAACUAGAUGUGGCUCCUGCAGCCCCCGUGGGGACAGUCCGCCAUUUACUAUAUGCCUUUCUUCAACCUCACUUACGACUUCCUAAUUCAACAUAUAUUAUUAAUUCAACAUCUCAACC